AUGGGAACAGUCUCACGUGCAGAAUAUUUAAAGAAAUAUACAACAAAUUCAUCAGAAAAACCAGAAAUUAAAAAAUCAACAAAUUUAUUGGAGUGUCAGGAAAAUUCUCAAUCUUACGAACAAGGCCGGUAUGCAGAAACUCGCAAGAGAGUGACUGGUUUCAACAGAGGAAGAAAAGGCAGACGAGAAGAAGAACAUUCUGAAGAAAAUAAGGCAAAACAAGCAGAAAUGGAGAAAAAAUAUUCUCUGUGGAAUAAGGGAUUAACUCAAAUAAAAGAAAGAGAAGAAGAAUUAGAAGAAAUGCAACAAGUUUUGGGUGAAGGGUUUACGAGACAUAAAGAUGAUGAAGCUUUAGAUGAAUAUCUUAAAACGCAAUUACGUUCUGAAGACCCAAUGGCGGAAUAUUUUCGUGUUAAGAAUCAUAAAAUACAAAUGCGGACAGGAAUUGUUUAUCCAACAUAUAAAGGCCAAUGCCCCCCAAAUCGUUAUGAAAUUAAACCAGGUUAUAGAUGGGAUGGAGUUGAUCGUUCUAAUGGGUUUGAAUCAAAAAUGUCUUUGGAAAAGAAUAAAAAGAUUGCACAUAAAGAAUUAACUUAUCGAUCUAUUGCUGAAUGUGAAUAA
Molecule: messenger RNA, 621 nt
Organism: Meloidogyne enterolobii
Lineage: Eukaryota; Metazoa; Nematoda; Chromadorea; Rhabditida; Meloidogynidae
Source: the annotation of a GenBank genome assembly